This is a messenger RNA of Acanthochromis polyacanthus (spiny chromis), 5287 nucleotides long. It is a transcript of the gene hapln4, whose product is annotated as hyaluronan and proteoglycan link protein 4. Bases 323 to 1516 code for a protein of 397 amino acids. Lineage: Eukaryota; Metazoa; Chordata; Actinopteri; Pomacentridae. Gene Ontology annotation, biological process: cell adhesion. Gene Ontology annotation, molecular function: hyaluronic acid binding. The transcript has 7 exons. The record is from RefSeq and is a predicted model, not a curated record.
UUAUUUCAUUGUCCUUCAAAGUCAGCAAGGUGAGCUGAAGCGAACUCUGCACCAGUUGAACCAGUAAGCGACUCUCUGAUGGGCUUCAAUGAUGCACAGUGAAGAUAUCAGCUUUUCCUGAGCAAAUAAGUGCUGCGUCACACAAACACCGGUGGUUCCCCUGCAGUGCGAGAGAGCAGCGAUGGGACUGGAAACAGAGAGAGAGAAGGGGGGCAGAGGGAGGUGAGUGCUGCUGCAGAGCAACGUUUAGCCUGGCUGAGGAGUUAAACGUUUCACAGCGGCACAUCUGCUUCAUCCAGGCAUUAAUCCUGUUGUGAUAGCCAUGUUCUCCAGGCAGCUUCGACCUCUGAUCUUUGGGGAAAUGUCCUUUGCUGUGUUCAUCCUCACCUCUGCCCUCACAGUGUCUUCUCUAACCGCUGACACAGAGAAGGGAAGGAGGAAAGUGGUGCAUGUUCUCGAGGACGACACCGGAGCUGUGAUUGUGCAGACAGCUCCAGGAAAGGUGGUGACACAUCGCGGUGGCUCCAUCACUCUGCCCUGCAGAUUCCAUCAUGAGCCUGAGAACACUGAUCCUGCUCGCAUUCGGAUUAAAUGGACCAAAGUGACAGAUGCACUGCAGUUUGAGGACGUCUUUGUGGCGCUGGGAAGGCAGCAGCGGGUGUUUGGAUCGUACCGAGGACGAGUGUUUUUGGAGCAGGCGGGACCAGGUGACGCCUCAGUCAUCAUCCAGAACGUCACGCUGGAGGACUACGGACGCUACGAGUGUGAGGUCACUAAUGACAUGGAGGACGAUACAGGAUUUGUCAACCUUGACUUAGAAGGAGUGGUCUUUCCCUACUACCCCCGUGAGGGGCGCUACAAGCUCAACUACCACCAGGCUGAGGACGCCUGCAAACAGCAGGACGCCAUCCUGGCUUCUCAUUCUCAGCUGCACAAGGCCUGGCUGGAAGGAUUGGAUUGGUGUAAUGCUGGCUGGCUGGAGGACGGCUCGGUCCAGUACCCAAUCUCUCAUCCCAGAGAUCAGUGCGGCCGCAAAGACACCCCGGCUGGUGUCCGUAACUAUGGCUACAGGCACAAAGAGGACGAGCGCUAUGAUGCUUUCUGCUUCACUUCCAAGCUCAAUGGCAAAGUGUACUUCCUCAAACGCUUUAAGAAGGUGAACUAUGUGGAGGCGAUGAAGGCGUGCAUUCGAGAUGGCUCAGUGGUGGCCAAAGUGGGUCAGCUGUACGCAGCAUGGAAGUUUCAGCUACUGGACCGCUGUGAAGCCGGCUGGCUGGAGGACGGCAGCAUCCGGUACCCCAUCGUCAACCCCCGUUCUCGCUGUGGAGGAUCCCAGCCAGGAGUCCGACACCUGGGCUUCCCUGAUAAAAAAUUCCGCCUCUAUGGGGUCUACUGCUUCCGCGAGAACAAGGACGAAACCGCAGGUGGUACCGGGAUGACAAAACGCCCUGCAGAUAGUCUGACAAGGAGGAAGAGCAGCAACAGCAUCCCCAUGAAUGCCACAAGGGUGAUUUAAAGUGAAAAGACUGAGAACAGGAGAGGGGAUGCAAUUUUAGAUUUGACUGCAACUGUCGCCUAGCAGCCAGAGUCCAUUCAUCGCUUUUAAAGUAAAACACUCAAAGACAAGAUGUACUCAUUUGCAGAUUUGCCAGAGAGAAGAAGCGAGGCUGUGUAAAAUUAAGGGUGACAUCUUUAUUAGGGUGAUUUUCCUUUUCGUCUCCAGUCAGUCAAUCAUCUUAAGGAGCAAGUAAGUGAGUAUGUUAGCACAUCUGUCGUCUGAAAACUGAAAGAUUCAACAGCAGUUUGAUCAUUACUCAGGCGCACAUCAGAUCAGAGAGCCUGCCAUGAAUAUUCUUGUUUACAUGUGUGUGUGAAUCAUAUUUUGGCCCCCGUGUGACUCCUGAGCGCUGAGCUGCAGCCUGAGCCAGAAUCCAUGUGCCAGGGUGAAAACAUUCAUUACUGAGUGAGAUGGGAUGAUCUGCCUGGCUGUAUGGAAAAAAUCCAAGAUGCCCUGUAAAUUUGGAUUGUACCAAGUGUAACUGCCUGUUUCUGGGUGCCAUGCCUGGUUAGUAACCCUCUGGCACAAUGUGCAUUAUUUUUCUCAUUAACCAAGACCUGGCAAUCUCAUCAUCAGAGCUGAACGGGCAAACUAGUUAAUAUUGCAGUAGCUCUAAAAUAAUAAUUGCACUUUAAAUACAUAGAGCUUUACUUUAUGGUAGAAUCCCAAGCAAGCAUGUGUCAUUUGGCUGAGAGUAGCUGCUGGGGCUGAAUUAGCAAAACUACAAAGCUGCAAUGAUUGCUAGUUACUUCACAUAAUGCAUUUAUAAGGUAUUUAGAGAACCAAAUGCACAAUUGUCAAUGCUACACGCAGAGACCUUUACUACAGAGUAUGUUUGCAAUUACUGAAUGGAUGGGUCUUCUAGAAGAAAAUAAAAAUCUUGACAUUGUUAAUUUGAAAAAUAAUGUUUCAGUGCACUUUUUUUUCCAAAUCAGAGAGAUCUGUCUUAAUUUGGGUCACAAAUUCAAGGAACUCCAUGUAGAGUCUAUUGUCAUGCUAACAGUGGUGUAAUUUUACGUCAGUGUUAGCAUAUACAUGAUAACAUUAGCAUGCUAAAAUACUCAAAGUCAGUGGUAAUCAUUUUCACCGUCUAAUACUGUUUCCAUGUUUUCCUCCACUUAUCUGGGUUCGGGUCACAGAGGCCAUCUGGGUUCGGGUCACUGAUGGUCAUCCGUACAGCUAAGUUUACCAGCUCCUCCUGGGGGUUCCCAAGGUGUUCCCAGGCCAGAUGAGAUAUGUAAUCCCCCCCCCAGCGAAUGCUGGAUCUACCUCAGGGUGUCCUUCCAAAUGCAUGCCGUGAAAGACUCCAAGGGAGGCACACAGGAGGCAUCCUAAUCAGAUGUCUGAACCACCUGAGUUGGCUUCUUUCGAAGCCAAGAAGCAGCGCCACUGGAUGUCCAAAAUCCUCACUCAAUCUCUAAGGCUGAGCCCAGCCACUCUUCGUAUGAAAGCCAUUUCAGCCACUUGUAUCUGCUAUCUCAUUGUUUUGGUCACUACUCAGAGCUCAGGACCAUAAUUGAGGGUGAGAAUGUAGAAAAGUAAAUAGACUGAAAAAUCAAGAACUUCGCUGUUCAAUACAGCUCCAUUUUCAGCAGACGGUUUGAUACAAUGUCCACAUUACUGCACAUUACUACCCCAAUUCAUCUUCGAUUCACAUUCGAAAUACCUCAACUUCUUUGCUUGAGGCAGCGAUUCACCCCCAACCCAGGUGGAAUAAUCUGCUGCCACUGUGUUGCCAGCCUCAUGGUGGUGCUAGAGGAAAAGGCAGAGGAUCAUCAAUGUUAAUAAUCUGGCACUAUCUCAAUGUCUGCACUAAAUUUCCAUCUAUUAGUAGUUUCAGUCCCAGUGGCGGAUCUUCCAUGGGGGCACGGGGGGAGGGGGGGAGUGCCCCGCUUUGUGAUCUGAUUGGCCAGAACCAUGUGCCCCCAAAAUUUUCGUUGGAAAUUUAUCUUACUGAUUGUCAGAUUUCCGACGCUCCUGAACGCAACUUCGUUGUCCGACUGCACCUGAAUGCACCAAUGACGUUAGUUUGAUCUUUUGAUUGUAUUUUGCUUGGAUUUGAAGAAGCUUUGAAGACUUUUCCUGAUGCUGAAGGAAAAGACAGCAGCUUGGUACCUUUGCGGUAAGAAGACUGUGGGCAUUUCUCAGUACCGUAACUGUCUGUACUCGCGUUCUCACGUACUUGUGAAACGUCAUCAUCGAGACUGCAUUGGACCAGACUAGUGUACUUAGAUAAGAAUCAGUAGAUAGGACGCCCCUUUGUGUCCAGGGGAUGGAGGGAGUUUAUUGUUAAACUCUACUCGAAGUUCAUCGUACUUUAUCUCUAUAUAAGUGCAUGUAGAGGACACAUGCACUCACUGAUCAGGUUCAACAUUAAAACCACUGACAGAUGACUUUAUUAACAUUGCCAUCUGGUUACAGCGCAACGUUCUGCUGCAGAAUGUUGAUUCUUGGCUUUUAUGUGAAUAUUAGCUUGGCAAGUACCACCUAUUGUCGACAGAUGACAAGUAAUUUUAAUAACUUUCCUGAAAAACAACAAAAAGCUUAUUGAAAGGCUGCUGGAUACCUAUGCAAAGCCCAACACAUUGUGACCACAGCAACCUCAUAGCGCCUACCUAGGGCCACAACAUGUCAUAAUAAAGUACUCCAAAACAAUAGAGGUGUUUUGCACCAACUAUAUUUUUUUAAGCACCACAUCAUCCAAUUUAACAUUGUUCCAGACAAAACACAACCCUGACAGCAGCGACCUCCAGGGCGAUGCGCCUCACAACACCCCAAAAAACUGCUCAAGAACUGCUUGAGGAACCCGAUGAGGAGCUCAAGGCGUUGACAGACCGAGCUCAGUGGUCAAAUCCACUUUUUUUCAGUUAAAACUUUUAGUGAGUUAAAGCUUUAUCUCCCUCUCCAUAACCUUAAUACAGUUGUUCAUGCUUUUGUUACCACACAGCUAGACUAUUGUAGCUCUUGUAUGUGGGUGUAGAACAGUCGUCCCUUCAGCAUCUCCAGCUGCUUCUCUUCAGAGAAAAUAGAAAACAUGAUCACUCAGCUCCAGCAGUGGCUUCCGUCGCUGGUUUCCUGUCUAUUUCAUGAUUAAUUUUAUUGUUUGUUUUUAAAGUUUUCAAUGGGUUGGCACCAUUUACAAUGCAGAACUCCUACAUUGGCUGACCAGCCAUGUGCUCCUGGGUGUUCCAAGAUCCAGGCUGAAAAAUAGAAGCGAUGGAGUCUUGGCAUUAGCUGCUCCAAAUCUCUGGAACCUUUCUAUGCGAGAGCUGGUCAGACAUAAGUAACUUGUAAAUCACUGCAUAAGACACACUUCCUUUUAUUGGUGUUUGGUUCAAGUAGAGCCUGACACCCAGACUUUUACAUUAUGGUGUUGUAUUUUUUAAAUUUUAAUUAAUAAUUAUAUUUAGUUUUGCCUUUUCGUCAUUGUGUUUCACUGUUUAGAACUGCACAGCUCUUUGCACCUCCUUACACCUGUUGCUUUUUCUAUUUUUCUAUUACUUCUGUGAUUCAUAAACCUUUGAUUACACUUGCUAACUGAUAAUUUGACUUGUAAAACUGCUACUUAUUUAGUGCGACCUAUGGACUGACAACAUUUUAAAACAAAAUCUACAUGGUACUAUUUAUUGUUAUGCACAAAAACACCAAAUCAAAUUCCUUGUAAGUGAAAACCUACUUGGCAAUAAAACCUUUUGAUUGUGAUUUAUGAAUAAAUUUGCCUUUAACUCA